This is a messenger RNA of Eublepharis macularius, 3645 nucleotides long. RefSeq names its product F-box protein 45 (gene FBXO45). Gene Ontology annotation, molecular function: protein binding. Gene Ontology annotation, cellular component: SCF ubiquitin ligase complex; synapse. The record is from RefSeq and is a predicted model, not a curated record. Lineage: Eukaryota; Metazoa; Chordata; Lepidosauria; Squamata; Eublepharidae. Gene Ontology annotation, biological process: proteasome-mediated ubiquitin-dependent protein catabolic process; synapse assembly involved in innervation. The transcript is spliced from 3 exons. Bases 71 to 871 code for a protein of 266 amino acids.
CCUUUGCCAGGGCCAGUUGCGAAGGGUCGAGCGCGCAGGCUGGGCGCAGGGUGGGUGGUCGCCUGAGGCGAUGGCGGCCGGCGGCGGGGCGCCUGGUUUGGCGGCCGGCGCGGGGGGCUGGCGCCUGCCCGGGCGAGUGCUGGAGUUCGUCUUCUCCUAUCUCGAGCUGCGCGAACUGCGGAGCUGCGCGCUGGUGUGCAAGCUGUGGUACCGCGUCCUGCACAGCGACGAGAACAGCGAGGUGUGGCGCAGCCUGGCCGCUCGCAGCCUGGCCGAGGAAGCGCUGCGCACCGACAUUCUCUGCAACGUGCCCACCUACAAGGGCAAGGUACGUGCCUUUCAGCAUGCUUUCAGCACCAAUGAUUGCUCAAGGAAUGUCUACAUUAAGAAGAAUGGAUUUACUUUGCACAGGAAUCCCAUUGCUCAAAGUACGGAUGGAGCAAGGACCAAGAUUGGCUUCAGUGAAGGCCGGCAUGCAUGGGAAGUCUGGUGGGAAGGUCCUCUGGGCACAGUGGCAGUAAUUGGAAUUGCUACAAAACGAGCCCCCAUGCAGUGUCAGGGUUAUGUGGCACUCUUGGGCAGUGAUGAUCAGAGCUGGGGCUGGAAUUUGGUGGACAAUAACUUGUUACAUAAUGGAGAAGUCAAUGGCAGCUUUCCCCAAUGCAACAAUGCACCAAAAUAUCAAAUAGGUGAAAGAAUUCGUGUCAUCUUAGACAUGGAAGAUAAGACACUUGCGUUUGAGCGAGGCUAUGAGUUUCUAGGAGUUGCAUUCCGGGGACUUCCAAAGACUUGUCUGUAUCCAGCAGUGUCUGCUGUGUAUGGCAACACUGAGGUGACAUUAGUUUAUCUGGGGAAACCUUUAGAUGGAUGACUUUUUUUUUUGACUGGGACAUGAAGAUCAAAUUAAUAAUGUGGAGAAACCUGCAUGUAAGUUAAAAGGAAAGCACGAGUGCAAUGUGUGGACAUGUCAGAGAAGCAUCCAGGAAAACCAAAAUGCUUGAUUUGGAAGACCAGGCUGUACUGAAGAGAUUGCUUUGUUUCCUUUUUCUGCUGGACCAGAAAAAUCCUCAUGGAUGGUAGUGGUUGAAUGGGCAGUUAACUACAUGCACAUUGCAUAAAAUUUUGUUGCAAAAGUGGCAAAAUGAAAUCCUGUACAUAUUCAAGGCAAUGUUUAAUAGAAGUGGUUGCGGAAGUUACCCAAGAGUUGUAGGUAGUGUUUUGUGAAAAGGCUCCGUUUUGAAAUCCUUCCCAUCUGUCAGCCAGUGCAUUUCCCAGAGGUCAUUGAAACUGGUUGAGUUUUAUUUAAUGUAUUUUAAAUGUACUGAGAAGCAUGGUCUCUGGACAGCAGUUCUCUAGAGCUAAACAUUGUGCAGCUAUAUUGAAGUGUAUUUUAAAGAUGGUAUGUACAGAACAUGUUAAAAAUCAGAACAAAACAAAAUGUUGGUUUCUCUUUAACUGGGAUAUAAUUUUUAAAUGGACAAACCACUACAUAUUAGUUGUCAGCUUUGGUCCUAAAGAUGGACAAUAUGUAUACAAGUGCACUUCUUUUGUUUUGUUAUAAAGCAUCUCUUGUGGCAAAAGAAGCUAUGUAUGCUUAUUGUAAAAUGGCUGCAAUUCAAUAACUAGAAUAGAGUUCAGAUAGGGAGGAGAGAUAAUUUUUUUGUCUUUGUUUGGCUGAAAUUUUACUGAGUUUUACAAAUGACAAUAAGUCUUUAUAUUCAUCUUAUGAAAUAAAUGACUUAAUGUUACAAACUGUGAACAUUCUGCACCAAAUACUGAUGUUUGUUAUCUUCAGAAUUGUAUGUAGAAGCAGUGCUUGGUGGAUUAUACCUUUUUAAAGGUGUGCAGUAUCCACAGACCUUCAUUUUGGCUUAUAAACAAACCUGCUUUCUUGAAACCAAUAUUAAGUCUUGCAUAUUUAAUUAUUUUGAAAAUUUGGCUUUUAAAGUACUAUAAAAGUAGUGCUUAAUGUCCUAUAAAUAUGGUUUUAAAAUAUUUAAAGCUUAACUUAAAUACAUGGAAUCUUAAACACAAAUCAGAUAUCUAACAUUCACAAUUCAGAUGCAGGCUCUGUCCAUCUGUAGUAAGGACUAGCAAAAUCAUUUGGCUGUAGCUUAUGGUGAAGACCAAGAAGGGUUUUUUUUGCAAAAUAAAUGAUUGUGUGCACGGGAAACACAAAAUCAUGGCAUAACUGCUUUUGUCCAAGACAAUCCCCCCUCACCCCCAAAGUUUUACAGCUCUGCUUUUCUCUGAAAGAAUACAACAUUCAUGUAUCACCUGCACAGUUUGCAUGUGUUAACUUUGUAAGUCCUCAGUGCAGUUCUUGGUACUAAAUAUCAUUUGCCAUACUUUAUAGGGCUAUUUAUUUUAAGUAUAUGUGAUAAAAUAUUUUGGGAGGAAACAAGACGUUUACAUACUUCGUUAUCUGAAUUAAACAUUCUUGCAAAUAUCAAAGGAUUUGCUAGGGGUGCAAAGGAGAACUACUUGUCUUGAAUACUAAUUCUUGAUUUCAGCAGGGAAAGUGGUACAUACAGCUAGCUGAGAUCUGUGAAUGCUGCUGAUUGCCUACAUGUGUAUUUUUAAUAAUAAACUCUUAGCCUACAGGAAAAGAUUAUAUUGCUGCAUGAAACGUUUAAAGCUGUAAUUCAUAACAUAAUACAAUUGGUGGUGCCACUAAACCCAAAAAUAAUAGUUACAGUGGUCAUUCUCUGAUAUUUCUGGCAAAUCUAGUUCAGUUGGUCUGCACUUUAGCCAUCUUGGCAUAAUGUCCUACCAUCGUAAUAUAUCUGGCUAUUUCCAAAGCACUGCUGCUACCUCUUUAUGGCAACCACAGAGGACAGUUAUGAUAAGUGCUUUGUUUUGAAUUGCAAAUCACUAGUCUACUGGUGGCCCAGGAGUAGUGGUAGCAUAAGUGCGAGGCAGAAAGAGGGUGCUAAAAAUGGAGGGAGGAUUCAGGAGAGGAAGUCUAUGCAGUAAGAACUUCAUGUUUGCAUGCUUUUGACAGUUCUGGCUUUAUUCUUUUCACACCUUUCUCCCUCUCUGUUCAGGCACAGCAUCACCCCAUACUUUGGGGCGGGGGGGGGGUGCUGCAUAUGUGAAUCUUUUUUUCUAUUUGUCAUGCGUCGCUUUUUAACAGGAUAUGUUCAUAUUUAGUCUGUUUCUAAAAUGCAAAACUAAGCAAAUAAAAAUGUCUUUCAGUACUCAGUACUGUAAACAAUUGAAUGCAGUGGUGAAGAUUUGCAACUUCUUCCAUUUAUAAAGAUCUCUUGAUAACAUUAUCUAUGUAGUAUGCUACAAAAUAUAGCACUACAACAAGAUCCUGUGGCAUGAACUAAAAUAAAAGGGGGAAAGCUGCAGUUUGAUGGAUAUGAUCUGCCAGUGCACACUUGAAUAGUUUAUCUUAUGUGCUUAUUUAUACAUUCCGGGUAAAGAGUGUUAAUCCUAAGAACUGUGCCAGAGAAUUCUUGAUGGUUACUUCCAUUGGUAUAGGAUAUCUUGCCACCUUUUCCUAUACAUUUUGCAUAGCAUUCUGUUUUUGUCAAUUGGUCCAUAAUUCCUUGGGGUGCGGGGGACUGCUUAUGUAAAUAAAUCUUUUAAAUUAUUACCUGAACAUCAAUUGCAAGCUGUAGAAAAUACUGAAAUAAA